AGAGGAAACAAAAACAAUCGGCCGGGCGCCGCCAUCUUGGGUCCGUUCUCCACGCCACACAAGUGAAUGGGUAGAUAUGAAAUUACCACAGGGGAGCAGCAGCAGCAGCAGGGUACGGAGGGCUGUUCCGAGCUGCCGGCUGGACUCGGGGGACUCUAGAGACGGCUCCCGCCGCCGCCGCCGCCCAGAGAAAACCCCCGGGCUCGGCCUUUUCUCCUCGCCAACCCCUAAACUGCACUCCUGGAGGGACAAAGUUGGUCUCAGCCGCGCUGCCUCCGCCGCCCGGGAGACGAGAGAGUCGGGUUCGGCAGCGGCUUCCUCGGGGCCGGGAGUGAGCCGGGGUCAGAGUUAGGGGCGAGGGUGACGAGGGGAUUCCUCCCCCCUCCACCCUCUGGCCGGGGCUCGCCUGGUGCGCUGUGUGGGAGGCAGGAGGAGAAGGCGGGAGGAGUCCAGCAGGCUUUUCCUUUCCACCCCUGCUAUUUCUUAUUCCUUUCUCCUAAAAGGAAAAAAAAAAAGAAAAAGAAAAAGAAAAAAAAAGGCAAGAACUGGAUCGGGGGGGGGGGGGGGGGGAGGACGGGACCGUCUCGGCUCUCCGUUUGAACAGCAGCGGGGCGGGCGGAGGUGCGGCGAGAAAGAAAUGUGUCCGUGAGGAGUUGGAGAGGAGCGUGCAUCCAGCAGAAGAGUCACAAGCCUGCUGCUGCACGGGAGGAAGAAGCCGGCGGGGAAGGCAGCCGCUGCAUCCUCCCCUCUGCCCGCAGUCUCGCUCGCCUCCUCGCUUCCAAAGAAGCUGAAUUCUCCUAGGAGCACGGCAGUCAAGGAAGGAAGGAAGGAUUUGCCACAAAGAAUAUAUCACCCUCCUCCCCAGCGGCUGGAUACUGCAUAUUUUUUUUUUUUUAAUUUUUUAUUUUUCCCCCCCCGCUCCAGUCGCUCUGCUGUGUUUAAAUACCAAAUAUAGCCUCUUGCGGGGGGGGGGGGGGGGAGGGGAUGGAAAUCUCUUAGAAGAAUUCGAAAUCUUGCUCGGAUUCGGGAGUGCUGGUGUCGCAAGGACCGGGAGAAGGACCGGGAAGAGGAGGGGAGGUGCGCGGCUCUCGCUGACUGGCGGCAGGACUAGAGAUUUGCCACUUUUCGGGAAGCCCGAAGGUUGGUUUGUUACCAAACUGUUGUUUCUCCCCUUUUCCUCUUCUGGGUUACGCUAAAUCCCUCAGCAUUAUUAAAGAAAACCGAAGCGUUGCCCACGUGUAGCUGGUGGCUUGCUUUUUUUAAGGUAGUUUUCAUCAAGAAACUGACAAAGCUUCCUCCCUUCACCCGGAGGCUUUUGAGGUUUGAAACUGAAAUGGAGCUACUUUUCUCCCAAACACUACAUGUUGUAUGAGGGUAGCCAGGACGAAAACAUCGUGUUUGCUGAUUUCGAUACGACUCCCCGACACUCUGCACCUACGGGGGAUGCUUCACGGAGCUUCAUGUCAAAAAGAUUUGGAGUGUGCUCAGAGACUUCGUCGUGUCCAGCAGCUUAAUUGUUGACUUUUUUUUUUUUAAAGUGGAUUCGUAGCAUACUUUUAUGAAUUAAAUUUUGCCACCAUUUGUACAGAAGCCAAAUGACACGUGUGUUUUGAAACACGGUUCUAAAUAUAUCCAUCCCUCAACCCGGAUUCUCGCUAGAAAGAGCCGGAGGGAGAUCGUCAGUGUCUAAACAGAUCUGAUUUUACUGUUUUAUGAACACUGUCUGCUGCAGAAAUGUUGCUAUAGAUUGCUUUAUAACGGUUCAGCAAGAAGGGAGAUUUUCCAGCUUGCAGGACCCAGGAAACUGGAUACUUAAAGUCACUUAAAUGUUUUAACAGCAUUGGAAAAUGGGAGCUGCUACUAAGUUGGCGUUCGCUGUUUUUCUUAUCUCUUGUUCUUCAGGUGCCAUACUUGGCAGAUCAGAAACACAAGAGUGUAUCUACUACAACGCUAAUUGGGAAAAAGAUAAAACAAAUCGCAGUGGUAUUGAACCUUGUUAUGGUGAUAAAGAUAAAAGACGACAUUGUUUUGCUACAUGGAAGAAUAUUUCUGGAUCAAUUGAAAUUGUGAAGCAAGGUUGCUGGCUAGAUGACAUCAAUUGUUAUGACAGGAAUGAUUGCAUAGAGAAGAAGGACAGCCCUGAAGUGUUUUUCUGUUGUUGUGAAGGCAACAUGUGUAAUGAACGCUUUUUCUAUUUUCCCGAAAUGGAGGUCACGCAACCAACUUCCAACCCUGUUACACCUAAGCCACCUCUGUUCAAUACCUUGCUUUAUUCAUUGGUGCCUAUAAUGGGAAUUGCAGUUAUUGUGCUCUUUUCAUUUUGGAUGUACAGACAUCACAAGCUAGCGUAUCCUCCAGUACUCGUUCCAACCCAACACGCCUUUCAUAUAAUGAUUGAGGAUCCUGGACCACCACCACCUUCACCAUUGAUGGGUUUGAAGCCAUUGCAGUUACUAGAGAUCAAAGCUAGGGGAAGAUUUGGUUGUGUAUGGAAAGCUCAACUGCUGAAUGAGUAUGUUGCGGUCAAAAUAUUCCCUAUUCAGGACAAACAGUCAUGGCAGAAUGAAUAUGAAAUUUACAGUUUACCUGGAAUGAAGCAUGACAAUAUCUUGCAGUUCAUUGGUGCAGAGAAACGAGGCACUAGCAUUGAUGUCGAUCUCUGGUUAAUUACAGCAUUUCAUGAAAAGGGUUCAUUAACAGACUUUCUCAAGGCUAACGUGGUUUCUUGGAAUGAGCUAUGUCACAUCGCUCAAACUAUGGCUAGAGGCUUGGCUUAUCUUCACGAGGAUAUACCAGGGCUAAAAGAUGGACAUAAACCUGCCAUCUCACAUAGGGACAUCAAAAGCAAGAAUGUGCUGCUGAAAAAUAAUCUCACAGCUUGUAUUGCUGAUUUCGGUCUAGCUUUAAAGUUUGAGGCUGGAAAGUCUGCAGGGGAUACACAUGGACAGGUUGGUACACGAAGGUAUAUGGCUCCUGAGGUACUAGAAGGUGCUAUAAACUUCCAAAGGGAUGCGUUUUUGAGAAUAGAUAUGUAUGCCAUGGGAUUAGUCCUCUGGGAAUUGGCAUCGCGCUGUACUGCCUCGGAUGGCCCAGUAGAUGAGUACAUGUUGCCAUUUGAAGAAGAAAUUGGCCAGCAUCCCUCCCUUGAAGACAUGCAGGAAGUCGUAGUUCAUAAAAAGAAGAGGCCCGUUUUAAGAGAGUGUUGGCAAAAACAUUCUGGAAUGGCGAUGCUUUGUGAAACGAUAGAGGAGUGCUGGGAUCAUGACGCGGAAGCCAGGUUGUCAGCGGGCUGCGUAGAAGAGCGGAUCAUUCAGAUGCAAAAACUAACUAACAUUAUAACAACAGAGGACAUCGUGACUGUGGUCACGAUGGUGACAAAUGUUGACUUUCCUCCCAAAGAAUCCAGUCUAUGAUAGUUGCACUGGUCACGUGACUGACCACCAGGACUCUUCACUGGAGCUGCUAAAGCUAAGGGGACUGCUUACGUCAUUACUGUUUUCUGUGUGAAAAGAAUGGUAAGUCUCUCUGGAACAUCAUCAAGAGGUGUUUUUCCUUUAUUUCCCCCUUCCUCCUCCCGAACGCGGAUCCACGAGACUUUUUGCAUUCCCUCCUUACACCUGAAGGACGUGGGACUGAGAAAGGGUAACGUGCUGUUAAGGAACUUAAAUGAAGAAUAUGGACCUGUACUGGCUAAUCAAGCGUUUUAAAAACUGACAUCAGAUUUCUUAAUACCUGUCAGAAGAGACUAAUUCCUUAAAUGAACUACUGUUAUUUUUUUUAAAUCAAACAUUUCAUUUCAGAUUUAAAAAAAGGGUAACUUGUUUUUAUUGCAUUUGCUGUUGUUUAUAAAAAUGACUAUUGUAAUGCCAAUAUGACACAGCUUGUGAAUGUUUAGUGUGCUGCUGUUCAGUGUACAUAAACAAAAGUAAUCGAGUGGGAUAUAGCAAAGAGGCUUCCAAGUAUUACUUAACCUCCCUCAACAAGGUAUACCUCAGUUCCACCUCUGCUAAAUUAUGAGAUUGACAACACUAACAAAAUUUGAAUAAUAAAUUGAUCCAUGUUUUGUAAAUGAUGUAUUUCAAAUUCACUGUGUUAUUUAAAAAGGGUAAGCUAUGCUUCAUGCCAACAGUAAAUGGCCAUUCCUAAAGCAGUGUUUUUAGCCUUUUCUUGUACUAGCUUGUUGUGUAUAAAGAAAAAAAAGUGCUGUUUAUUGAAACAAAAUUUCCCUUCCUCUUUUAGUUUAAAGCUUUUCUCUUUCCUCCAUUUCCCAGAAUCUCUCAUACAUUUAUUUAAUGGAAUACUAUUUAGGUUUGCUGUGUCUGAGGAAUAUUUGAAAACUUAAGCAUGACUUUUUGUAAUUUUCUGUGAGCUAUGACACUGGAAAGCUCUGAAUUCUUGUUCUUUUUUUUUUAAAGUCUUUUUCCUAUUUAUGUUUGUGAAAAGGUCUGCCUAGCGUGUGUUCUGUUUCACUAAACAGUAUGCAGUGGGUUCUGUAUCACUGUUUCAGGAUCACCUCAGGAAGCUCAGUUACCCCGAAUUCCUUACUCUCUGCUUUGAGAUUUGCAACUUCACUCUACGUAAAGCUUGGUGCCAUCUUAUCGGAGUACUACGUAAUGUCCGUGAUACAUAGGUUUAUCCUAGAAUCAUAUGAAAAAUUCUAGCCACAGAUUUCAGAUUAUAAAUGCUUACAAAUUUCAGGGAUAAUUCAGUUACGCUUACAACUUAAAAUACGCAAUGACUAUUUAGAGGUAACGAAUACCAAUGUCCAUAGCACAGACUGACAAAAAAAUGAGGAAAACCAUUGAAAUUGCUUUCACAACUCCAACAUUCUUUUUGAGUUUAGGAAGUCAUGCCUUAUAUUCGAAGUGACUGGUCGAUAGGUGCCAAAGUGCUUCGCAGAAGUACUGUUUCACUGCAUUUAUUUGAUCCUUUACACAAACUUCCAAGUAAAAUAAAUUUUAUAAACCUCUAGAGUACAGAACCGACACUAGCUAGUAGUACGCUGCGUAUUCUGUCGUUUUGUUUUUACGCCAUGCGUUCAGCGUCUUUCGAAAGAAGCUUUUAGUGUUGCAGUUAGGAGCUGACUCUGAACGUUAUCUUGAAAAUCGAUCUGUACAGCCACAAGCUACUCUGGGUUUUACCCGUACAGGAACUUCACCUCUGGGAACAACAGGAGGCAUUUCGGCUAAACAAGACCUAGGUCAGCGUGCUCUUGGCAGGGAGGGGAAGGAAGGUGCAGCGGCACAGCGACCACCCGGGGCCGGCCGGCCGUUCGUCGCCUGCUGCGUGCCUAAGGGUCCAGGUAGCCAGAAGAACCCCGCUCUAAAGCGCCGUCGUGGGGUACAACGCGGUGGCGUUCAGCUUGGCUGUAAAAAGAAAGAAAUCUGGUUUGUGGCCGCUGCUUCGGUUGACGCUUGCAUUUUCCUUCCGUUUUUGAUCCAGGGACGGGGCUUUAUGCACACAGCAGGACAUGAACGUAGCCGCCGAGUUCUGAACAAAUAAGAAUCGAUUCGUACUUCGCUGAAGACCUCUGUGCUCCCAAUGAGUUUUAACCCCUUUCCUAGCAAAAAUGGAGUAAACACAGAUGUUCUCAUAAUCUGUUACUCAAGCUCUGAUGCAGAAUUGGUUGUAAGGCGCGCAUCACCUGUGUGUUGUCCUUUAAACUUCAGCUGCCGUGGGUUGUUGCGGGUCGCUCAUAGGUGUCACGUUGCAGACGGCGCGGGGGCACUGGCUAAGCCUCACAUCGGGAAAUCUGAGAGAACUUAUCUUUGUGUUUUAAAACUGCCUUUGGAUAUCCUUGAUUGUUUAAAUAUUGGACUACUCCGAGUUUCCUGAUUUUUAACAGCAUAAUUUAGUGUCACUGUGAAAAGGAUGUUCAUAGUAUAAAAUGCUUUUUAAUUGGUAAAAAUAAUAUCCCCCGAGCUGUUCUGGUACGACUGUUCUCAUGGGGCAUUUUGACGUGUAUUUUUGUUUUGCUUCUAGAGCAUUAAACGUGCAAGUUGAGCAGAUGCCUGAGCCGGCAGCACUUUGCAAGUGUAAGCGAGGGCAGGAUUCGGUAAGAUCGGCGCUAGGGGAAAUGUUUUGGCAUUAUUUACCAGCAGGCAGCGAGCGUUGUCCCUCUAUGUCCUGUAGCGAUGGUGUGGGCUCCAGGGGGUCGGGAGCAGCCUCUCCCUCCCUCUUCGCUUUUCGCGAAGUCGUCUGAAAAGAUGAUGGCGGAUCGGCUGGGGGACUGGAAAAAGCCCCCGCCUUACGUUUUUACGUCGUGUGAGAGGGUGAGAAGUUUCUGUAUCGCAUCCUGUGUGACUUCGUACUUGCGACCACGCGCACCGUAGCGUUGCUGAGUGGAGACCGCGCCUCGGAGUUGUUGGAGUUGUUGAACUAGGGCUGUUGGUGGUGGGGGGGGGGGUCAGAAACUACCCUGGAGGAGUGAAACCCACCACUUCGUACCUUCUGGGUGAGAUUUUAAAAAGUCGGUGUAGUUUUCAAAUACCAACUUUCAAUGUGCUAACUGAAUUGUAACCAGGCAGUAAUAAGACUUUUCCUGUUCCUAUUAGCAUUCGACAGAAUAAAUAGGGUUACCAGUUUGCUCUUUUUCCAGCUUCUUUUUUUUUUUUUUAACCUUUUUUAAUAUGUUUACUUUUAUUAGGAACACUUGGUACAAAAUGCAGAAAGCUGCAAUAUACAUUCAUGGGCAAAAUGAUUCAAGUAGCAUCCUUGAUGGAACAUCAUUUACCUCAGAUACUCAACCAGCAGUACUUUUUUUUUUUUUUUUUUUUAUUUUUUUAAUGCUGUUUCAGUCCAUAUACUAUUCGUUACCUCUCAAGAUUUUGGUAAGCAAUUAUUUUAACUUUACUCUUUGUAUUUGUCAGUGUUUUGGGCACAGGUUGUUGUACUACUGUCAGAGGGUACUUGCUGUUUUUCUGCAAGUACUAGAAACAAACCAACCCCCCCCUCGCCCUCAAUAAAGUGAUUGUUAAAUAUUGUACAAAUAAAAAUGUAUACUCUUUCUCCCCCAUUCCCCCCAAAAGUUAAAAUAAAAAAUGUGACUACUA
This is a messenger RNA of Aquila chrysaetos chrysaetos, 7052 nucleotides long. RefSeq names its product activin A receptor type 2A (gene ACVR2A). Gene Ontology annotation, biological process: activin receptor signaling pathway; protein phosphorylation; cellular response to growth factor stimulus. Gene Ontology annotation, molecular function: ATP binding; activin binding; activin receptor activity. The record is from RefSeq and is a predicted model, not a curated record. Bases 1848 to 3413 code for a protein of 521 amino acids. The transcript has 12 exons. Gene Ontology annotation, cellular component: activin receptor complex; plasma membrane. NCBI's taxonomy places the organism in Eukaryota, Metazoa, Chordata, Aves, Accipitriformes, Accipitridae.